Molecule: messenger RNA, 1871 nt
Organism: Macrobrachium nipponense
Lineage: Eukaryota; Metazoa; Arthropoda; Malacostraca; Decapoda; Palaemonidae
Product: techylectin-5A-like
Exons: 1
Coding region: 201-1412 (403 amino acids)
Source: RefSeq, a predicted model, not a curated record
ACUUCAUCAGUCUUCUCUUGGCCCUCGUAGGGACAGCACCGGUUGUCCCAUCGGAGCUUCGAUCGCUCCCGUAAACGUCACCACGGGAAGGCGUCACAAUUCUACGUUUCUCUGACGUCACGAAUGGCUGAAAGAGGCGUCGAAAGCAUUUGAAAUACUUAAUUGAGAAAGAACUUGUGAUAAGACUACUUCCAUAGAUCAUGAAAUUAGCCAAAAUGCAGUUUGUUUAUCUGUUGGUACUAAUAUUGGCCUACUGUGAUUCGCGCACCGUCGAUGUAGGCCGAGAGGACAUUGAAGUUAUAGCGGGUGUCUCCCCCCUCCUGGGGCCUAAGAAUCUCCCGUUGCUCAAGGAGAGCGAGGGGGGCCUCUCCCCUGGGAUUAACGAUAUCCAGGGGGGCCUGAUGGAUAAAGCGGACGGGAUUGUAGUCGACAAGGCGUACGAGGUCGAGAUCAAGAACGUAGCGACGACAGAAAACACGCCGACGGUGUCCGAGUUCAACGACAUCGACAGCCUCGACGCCGUGGCCGAAGAGAAAGAAGAAGAAAAGGCCGAGGUUGACGAACCGGACGAGGCUGAAGAUGAAUUCGACCCAGAUAUAUUCGAAGGGGAAGGCGACCUCUUGCUAGUCAUGAGGAGGAUGUACGAGGCCCUCACCAGCAGGCUGAACCUCCUGAAGGGCAGGGUGUCCACUGUGGAGCAGACUACGUCGGACAUCUUGGCCCGGCUCACCGACCUGGACUGCUCCGACCUCCAGACGCGGGGCCAGAAAGAGUCCGGCGUCUACACGCUCCACAUGGACCACAACGGGAAGCGCCCCGUCAGCGUCGCCUGCGACAUGGAGACCGACGGCGGCGGGUGGACGGUCAUCCAGAAGAGGACCUCGCAGACGAAGGACGUCGACUUCAACCGUGGCUGGUUCGACUACAAGAUGGGCUUCGGCAACGUCUCCUCCGACUACUGGAUCGGGCUGGAGAACAUCUACAUCUGGACCAACACGCGCCACUACGAGCUGCGGAUUGAUCUCUCCGACUUCGCCGGCGUGACAGCCUACGCCCACUACGACCACUUCUACAUCGAAAGCGAGGAUCGUGGCUACAGGCUGCACAUUUCCGGCUACAGCGGGACGUCGGGUGACUCGAUGGGCAAUGAAGGGAAGCUCGAUAAUUUCACGGCGGACGGGAUGCUGUUCACGACCCACGACGAGGACCACGACACGUCCCACGAAAUCAACUGCGCCAAGUACUGGAAAAUCGGCGGGUGGUGGUUCAACCGGUGCUCCUGGGCCAACCUGAACGGGCCCUACCGAGAGCCCGGGGAGGGCGACGGCAUCGGCAUCAACUGGCACAUGUGGAGGAACAAGGAGUACCUCAGGACGUCGCAGAUGAUGAUCAGACCUACCAGAAAUUUCUAGGACUUAAAUUCUCACAUUUGAGUGCAAGAAGAAGGGACAGUUGUCAACAAAAGUGCCAAAAAGCUAAAAUUUUUGUUAAUAAUUUUGCGUCAAUGUCUAAUUCUAUUCAGUUUAUUAUAUUCAUAUUUCCCUCAAAAAUGCAUCACAAAGUACAAAAGGACAAGCGUACAUUUCACAUUUUCACGUACGUCUCGACUCAAUAAUGUCGCUACAUUCAAACAUUUCAGAAGAAGAGUCGCUAAAAUGUGAAAUUAUCCGAGUAUAUGAGAUACCACAUUUGUUCAUUAUUUCUCACAUUUAAACUAACGAGGCAAAGGAUAUUAGUAUAACUGUUGGUGCACGAAUCAAAUUGACUGUUCGUUUGUGUCGUAAUACAUCACUCAUAGUUUUGUAAAUAUGUAUUUUUCAUGGAGCAGAUGUUGUGUUAGUCUUUUAACAAAUAAACAAGAAAACAAAGAA